Dermochelys coriacea (leatherback sea turtle) is the source of this 1451-nucleotide messenger RNA. RefSeq names its product heterogeneous nuclear ribonucleoprotein H3 (gene HNRNPH3). The coding region runs from base 198 to 1226 and encodes 342 amino acids. Gene Ontology annotation, biological process: regulation of RNA splicing. The record is from RefSeq and is a predicted model, not a curated record. Lineage: Eukaryota; Metazoa; Chordata; Testudines; Dermochelyidae. The transcript has 11 exons. Gene Ontology annotation, molecular function: RNA binding. Gene Ontology annotation, cellular component: ribonucleoprotein complex; nucleoplasm.
GCCGUCGCUGCGUAGUUUGCCAAGCAGGCAACGCGCCCGCCGCUGAGAAGAGAGGAGGCGGAGGUUUCUUCGCCCCCCCCCCCCCGACCCCCACCAUAGAGCCUACCGUCGCCGCACAUCGAGGAGAGUGUGAGGAUCUCCCGAUACACUGCGCUUGGAAGACAAAAUUGAUUUAUUGUGUUGACUUAAGUAGCAAGAUGGACUGGACUGGGAAACACAAUGGUCCAAAUGAUACAUCUAGUGAUGGAACAGUACGACUUCGUGGACUGCCAUUUGGUUGCAGCAAAGAGGAGAUUGUUCAGUUCUUCCAAGGGUUGGAAAUCGUGCCAAAUGGGAUAACAUUGACGCUGGACUACCAGGGGAGAAGCACAGGGGAGGCCUUCGUGCAGUUUGCUUCAAAGGAGAUAGCAGAAAAUGCUCUGGGGAAACACAAGGAAAGAAUAGGGCACAGGUACAUUGAAAUCUUCAAAAGUAGUAAGAGUGAAAUCAGAGGAUUCUAUGACCCACCAAGAAGAAUGAUGGGACAACAACGACCGGGACCAUAUGAUAGACCAUUAGGAGGAAGAGGGGGUUAUUAUGGAGCUGGGCGUGGAAGUAUGUAUGACAGAAUGCGUCGAGGAGGUGGUGGAUAUGACGGUGGAUAUGGUGGCUUUGAUGAUUAUGGUGGCUAUAAUAACUAUGGCUAUGGAAAUGAUGGCUAUGAUGACAGAAUGAGAGAUGGGAGAGGUAUGGGAGGACAUGGCUAUGGUGGAGCUGGAGAUGCAAGUUCAGGUUUCCAUGGUGGUCAUUUUGUUCAUAUGAGAGGAUUGCCUUUUCGAGCUACAGAGAAUGAUAUUGCUAAUUUUUUUUCACCACUGAAUCCUAUAAGAGUUCACAUUGAUAUUGGGGCAGAUGGAAGAGCAACAGGAGAAGCAGAUGUGGAGUUUGUAACACAUGAAGAUGCAGUGGCUGCCAUGUCUAAGGAUAAAAAUAACAUGCAACAUAGAUAUAUUGAACUGUUUCUGAAUUCAACUGCUGGAGGAGGCUCUGGAAUGGGAGGCUAUGGCAGAGAUGGAAUGGAUCAAGGAGGUUAUGGCUCUGUUGGCAGAAUGGGAAUGGGUAGCAAUUACAGCGGAGGAUAUGGUACUCCUGAUGGCUUGGGUGGAUAUGGUCGUGGCAGUGGAAAUAGUGGUGGAUACUAUGGGCAAGGCAGUAUGGGUGGAGGUGGAUGGCGUGGAAUGUAUUGAAGAGUGACCUUGCUUCUACAAAAUAUCCUGGAAGAAACAGUAUCUGGUCUACUAGACUUUCUUACAAAAUUUAAUUUCUUUUGUAUUUUAAGAACUUUAUAAUGACUGAAGGAAUGUGUUUUCACAAUAUUAUUUGGUAAGCAACAGAUUGUGAUGGGAAAAUCUGUUUUCUGUAGGUUUUAUUUGUUGCAUACUCUUGACUUUAAAUAAAUUUUUAUAUUCAAA